This is a messenger RNA of Xyrauchen texanus (razorback sucker), 1643 nucleotides long. It is a transcript of the gene il2rgb, whose product is annotated as interleukin 2 receptor, gamma b. The transcript is spliced from 8 exons. NCBI's taxonomy places the organism in Eukaryota, Metazoa, Chordata, Actinopteri, Cypriniformes, Catostomidae. Gene Ontology annotation, cellular component: external side of plasma membrane. Gene Ontology annotation, biological process: cytokine-mediated signaling pathway. Gene Ontology annotation, molecular function: protein binding; cytokine receptor activity. The record is from RefSeq and is a predicted model, not a curated record. Bases 16 to 1032 code for a protein of 338 amino acids.
CGCUUAGAUGAGAGCAUGAUUUCCAUAGAUGCAAAAAAUAUAUGUUUUGGGCUGCUGCUUUUUAUUUUGUCAUCUCAACGAUGCUGGUCAGCAGCUUCUCUGAGUGUAAAGUGUAUGAUUAUCAACCUUGAGUAUGUGGAGUGCACCUGGUACCCAAAGGCCUCAAAGUUUAACUAUACCUUCAGCAGUGCGUUUCUAAAUAACUCUUCAUUUAAAAACUGCCCAGAAUACAUAUUGGAGCACAGUUAUACUGUCGGCUGCAAAAUUCCUCUCAAAAGCCAAUUUGACAAAUUGUAUACAAAUAUAUCUUCCGGUACUGGAGGAAACCAGACUACUUCUCAAGUUUUUGAAUCCCUCAAUAGAUAUGUGCAGCUAAACCCACCUUAUAACGUCUCUGUGACGUGGUAUGAACAAAACAGCACACUUUUACUGCAUUGGAAGAACAGUACCUCCAUUUCUAAGUGUGUAGUCUACAUGGUGCGCUACCUGACAGACACAAACCUACAUGGAGUGCAGACACAGUACGCAAACGUGACAGAGACAUCAUUCAGUCUGCAUAUGGUCUCAAAGAAUAAGCGCUAUGUUUUCAAUGUCCGGAGCACUGUUGCUGGUGUCUGUGGCUCUUCAGAUUACUGGAGUAACUGGACUGCCCCUUUGGAGUGGGGUGGUACAGGCAACAGUAGCAGGCAAGGGUUGUUUGGUAUUUUGCCAGUCAUUCUGCUGUUCCUACUGGUGUUGUUGUUGUGCUAUUGUGAAAGGAUAAAGAUUAUUUUACUUCCAAUUGUGCCUGACCCCAGCAAGAACCUACAGGAUUUGUUUCAUAAACAUGAUGGAAAUGUUGAGAGCUGGGUUCACAUCUCCAGAGAGCUGAAGGAAGCCUUUGAGCCAGACUACACAGAGCCUUCCUGUGAUGUGUGUGAGGUAACACCCCCUUGUGAGGCCAGUCCCACACCUGUGGCCAGUACCACUUCUCAAACUGAUAUCUGCGAUGGAAUAAGCACUGAAGAACAUCCUACUGAACAGCCCGGCUAAUGGGCCAUUGUGCCAUUUACCAUUUGCCUGUAUUGUCAAUUAAAUUUUUACUGUAAACAUUUGCAUGCUAAAUUGUUUAAGUACAGUAUGUUUUCUUUUGCAUGUUUAGUAAUUAAUAUGUUUUUUGAAGCUAAAGUGUGUAAUUUAUGCACCACCAAACAGAAUUACAAAAAUAAACAUUGUUUUCGAAUAUGCCCCAUCUGCCGUUUAUCAAACAAACAGAUAGUUCUGACCCAAACUCAAUCCACUGGUUGAGUCAAUGUUGUUGUGUCGGGCUGGACGUGCCACUCAAAAUAAAACAGACAUUUUUAUAGGACAACAGAGAUGUGUGUUUAAUUACACACAUCAGCUUUAAGUAUAAGAUGGAAUGAAGAUAAAAAAGCAAGCACAAUUAUUGAAAUUUCUCAAUCAGUAUUUCACUGUAAAAAGUGGAAAUUUAAAGUUGUUACAGUGGUGUUAAAUAAUAUUUUCGUAUUGAAUCAAACCAGUUAAUUAAGAUGAUACAACAUGUUUUCUAUGUAAAACAUUUUUUUUUUCAGUGUAGAUUUUCUGUAUAUAGUUCUAAAAAAAAAUAAUAGAAGGAUAAAAAAGACAUUGAUCAAACAUGAAAG